Messenger RNA from Heterocephalus glaber (naked mole-rat), 495 nucleotides. RefSeq names its product SEC14-like protein 6. NCBI's taxonomy places the organism in Eukaryota, Metazoa, Chordata, Mammalia, Rodentia, Bathyergidae. The record is from RefSeq and is a predicted model, not a curated record. Gene Ontology annotation, cellular component: cytoplasm.
AGCAAAGCUAGCCUGGAGGGUGGGACAGCACUGCUCUCCACAGAUGCCCAAAGUGAGCCCUUAUGAUUCUACAGUCACAACCCUGUCCCCUUGUUGCAGCUUGGAGCUUCGACCUGCAGAAAUCGGAGGACGUGCUGCGAAAGCACGUGGAGUUCCGGAAGCAACAGGACCUGGACAACAUCAUCUCGUGGCAGCUCCUGGAAGUGCUCAUGCUGUAUGGCGCCAAUGGCAUCUGUGGCCAAGACUACGAGGGCAGCCCUGUCUGCUACCACAUCAUCAGGGGCCUCGGCUUGAAGGGGUUCCUCCGUUCCAUCUCCAAGCAGGAGCUACUCGGGUCUAAGCACCAAAGCUGUGAGCUGCUCCUGUGCCAGUGCGAGCAGCAGACUCAGAAGGUGGGGACAAGGGUCCCUAGACUCCCAAGCUACACCCUCACGGCUGCCCUGCAGCACUGUGCACCCCUGUGAUCUGGUCCCUGUACUCAGAGCCUGACUUCUA